AUGGCCGAGGCCGCUCGCGGGGGCCGAGGAGCGUUUGCUUCCUGCAGAGCCCUGCGUGACGCCUUUCACAGUGUCGUACGUUUCCCCAACAUGUUUAGCCGCUACUGCUUAUCCGCCUGGGGGCCCCACGACGCCAUUUGGAAAGCCCUAGGAAUUGCGCCCCAUAUCCUGGGCGCCGUCACCAACAAAGAGCGCGAGCAAAAGCUGCGAGCCCUGCUUCGCGCGCUGGUAGAGGGGGGGGCAGACGUGACGGUCGCGGUUACUAAACUGAUUAUGCGAGUCAUCUCGAUUGGAAGUGUAAACUUGCUAUCAGACCUUCUGCAGCUGCUGGACUCAGAACCCGGGAAGGAUGAAAAAACUCGGGGGCAGCAGAGGGGCUUGAUGGUAAACCACGUCGCGUCCUGCUGCACUGCUCUGACCUGUGGCAGCUGCAUGCCGCAGUUUAACCAGGAAGUUGUACGGCUGCUGGUGCGCGCCAUCACAGUCACUGCAGGAGUGCCCAUCCAUAUGAACACCUUAACGAAGGCGCUUAGCAACGCCGCCUGCCGUGGUCGUGCAAGCGCUGUUGAGGGCUUGUUGGAAGCGUGUCCCUCGCCUGAAUGCAUCGAUGCGGCCCUGUACUUCACAUCAAAGACAAGACAUGGGGGUGUAAUGGGGCAGCUAAUCAAUGCGGGGGGCAAGGUCACUAAGCACGAGAUGCACAACGCCUUGUAUGGCGCAUACCCAGAAAUGGUUUGGCACAUGAUACAUGCGCUUAGGCGUGAUGGAGUUUGGAACCGCGAUCUAGCGUCUGAGGUGCUUAGUGAAGCAUGUACAAGCAGCAGCAGUCUCUAUGAGGCUCCGGACGCACAGUUGGUGCGGCGGGCUGCCACGCUCCGCAUGCUGGUUUCGGAGUUCGACGCAGAUCCCUCCGCUCGUGGCAGCGGCUGUCUGGCAGUGGCCUCUGCUCAGACGGCGCCAUUCGAUCGCCUGGCCGAGUUGAUGAUGCUCAUGGGUGCCGACAUUGAUGCGGCACUGCUCACGCUGUGCUCCUCAGCACCCGAGGAUGGGCCCCUGGCGAGAUGGCAGAAGGAUCGCCAUAGCCAUGGUGUGAGGGGUCUGUUGGCGCUGGGCGCUGAGACACCGGCUGGGGCGUCCCAAGCGGCUUGUGCUGCCCUGGAGCGGAACCUGCAGGAGCCCAUGCAGCUGCUGGUGGGAUCAGGGGCAGUACCUGCUGUGGACUGCGAGGCGCUGCUGUCGUGGGCUCUCGGGACUCCAUCUGCAGCUGCAGCUCCCCACGGGGCCGCUGCACAUGUGGGCCCAGCUGACGGGGCGGCCAUGGCGGGGCAGCGCCGGUGGGACUGCGUGCAGAUGCUGGUGCAAUCAGGAGCCGUAAGUCAUGGUGCGGUCCAGCGCGCGCUGCAGGAGGCCUGUCGGCGUGGUGACGUGGAGGCGGUUGGUGAGUUGGCUAGCCUGGGUGUAGGGGGACCAGAGAGCUGCAAUGCGGCCUUCUGGCUGGCCUUUGAGGGCCGCCACUACGGUUGCAUGCAGCGACUGCAGGCACUAGGGGCAGUGACAGCGGAGGUUUGGGAUGAGGCGGCCCGGGUUGAGGCAGCUCGGAAGAAACUGCGCCACGUGUAG
Messenger RNA from Volvox carteri f. nagariensis, 1620 nucleotides. RefSeq lists its product as uncharacterized. The record is from RefSeq and is a predicted model, not a curated record. Lineage: Eukaryota; Viridiplantae; Chlorophyta; Chlorophyceae; Chlamydomonadales; Volvocaceae. The coding region runs from base 1 to 1620 and encodes 539 amino acids. The transcript is spliced from 3 exons.